Messenger RNA from Macadamia integrifolia, 624 nucleotides. RefSeq lists its product as uncharacterized. The coding region runs from base 1 to 624 and encodes 207 amino acids. Lineage: Eukaryota; Viridiplantae; Streptophyta; Magnoliopsida; Proteales; Proteaceae. The transcript has 2 exons. The record is from RefSeq and is a predicted model, not a curated record.
AUGGGACCACCGCCAGCAGUGUUUAUAGAUUGCCCUCGAGGAGAUCAUAUGACGAACGUCGUGCACUUGCCACCACUGCUUUUGGUAUCCCACCUUACGUCAAUCAAGGCACUCAAUGGCACUAAUCAUAAGGAGUGGCUUGAAUCCCUAACUGUGACACUAGCAAUCAUGCAUUUGGACACUGCUUUGUUAACUAAUGAGUCUCCCAAACCCACAGUUGAAAGCAAUAUUGAAGCCAAGACACUCUCAAAAGAGUGGGAGGAAUCAAACCGUUUGUGUACCUUGGUUAUAAGGCACACCAUUGAUAAGUCUAUUAGAGAGAGUAUAAUUGAACUAAAGAAGGCCAAGGAUUUUUUGGCAGCGGUUGCCAAGAAAUUUCAAAAAUCUGACAAGGCAAAAAGGGGAACAUAUUUGAAGAUGUUCUCAAACACAAAAUAUGAUGGUGUCGGUGGAGUUUGUAAUCACAUUCUGAAAAUGACCAAGUAUGCGAACAAGCUGCCUAUUAUGGAAGUGAAAAUAUCUGAUGCAUUCCUAGUAUGGCAGAUUAUAGAAUCUCUCCCUGCUCAAUUUGAUUCCCUCAAGAAAUCUUACAAUGCAAAUAAUCUGGAAUGGAAUAUUGAGUAA